This is a messenger RNA of Humulus lupulus (European hop), 2022 nucleotides long. RefSeq names its product cyclin-dependent kinase E-1. Gene Ontology annotation, cellular component: mediator complex; nucleus. Gene Ontology annotation, molecular function: ATP binding; RNA polymerase II CTD heptapeptide repeat kinase activity; cyclin-dependent protein serine/threonine kinase activity. Bases 150 to 1592 code for a protein of 480 amino acids. The record is from RefSeq and is a predicted model, not a curated record. Gene Ontology annotation, biological process: protein phosphorylation. Lineage: Eukaryota; Viridiplantae; Streptophyta; Magnoliopsida; Rosales; Cannabaceae. The transcript has 16 exons.
ACAAAAGGAUCACACCCCAUGUGAUAAAAACACACGAAUUUAAUAUAUGAUUGUUGUCCUUAUGAUUCGAAGUCCUUUCGUUGGUCUGACGAGUUACCGAGGGACAGAAAACUCGCUUGAGGGAAAUUUGAGCUUUGAGCUCGGCAGCCAUGGGAGAUGGCGGCAACAGAGGCCUCGUCAGCUCUGGAAAUUCCAAUCACAAUGGUGGAAACAGUAAUAGCAGCAACAAGCCUGAGUGGCUACAGCAGUACGAUUUGAUUGGGAAGAUCGGGGAGGGAACUUAUGGCCUGGUCUUUCUUGCCCGUACCAAGACUCCUAGCAAUCGCGGAAAAUCCAUCGCCAUCAAAAAAUUCAAGCAGUCCAAAGACGGCGAUGGAGUUUCGCCGACCGCCAUCCGAGAAAUUAUGUUAUUGCGGGAGAUUACGCAUGAGAAUGUGGUAAAGCUUGUGAAUGUUCAUAUCAACCAUGCUGAUAUGUCUCUUUAUCUGGCUUUUGAUUAUGCUGAGCAUGACCUCUAUGAAAUCAUUAGACACCAUCGCGACAAGGUUACUCAUGCUAUUAAUCAGUACACUGUUAAGUCAUUGCUCUGGCAACUGCUUAAUGGAUUAAAUUAUCUUCACAGUAAUUGGAUCAUUCAUCGAGAUCUGAAGCCUUCUAAUAUCUUGGUUAUGGGUGAUGGCGAGGAACAGGGAGUUGUUAAAAUUGCUGAUUUUGGACUUGCGAGAGUAUAUCAGGCUCCGUUGAAGCCAUUGUCUGAUAAUGGGGUUGUGGUAACCAUUUGGUAUCGUGCACCAGAGCUGCUCCUUGGGGCAAAACAUUAUACAAGUGCUGUUGAUAUGUGGGCUGUUGGAUGCAUUUUUGCCGAGCUUUUGACUUUGAAGCCACUGUUUCAAGGAGCUGAAGUCAAAGCUACCCAAAAUCCAUUUCAGCUUGAUCAACUUGACAAGAUAUUCAAGGUCUUAGGUCAUCCCACUAUAGAAAAGUGGCCAACACUUGCAAAUCUUCCGCAUUGGCAAAAUGAUUUACAGCAUAUUCAAGGCCACAAGUAUGACAAUCACGGGCUUCAGGGUUUUGUAAACAUCUCUUCAAAAAGUCCUGCAUUUGACCUCUUAUCUAAGAUGCUUGAAUAUGAUCCACGAAAGCGUAUAACAGCAGCACAAGCUCUAGAUCAUGAGUAUUUUCGUCUUGAACCUCUACCAGGAAGAAAUGCACUGGUGCCCAGCCAAGGAGAGAAAGUUGUUAAUUAUCCUACUCGUCCAGUAGACACCACUACAGACUUUGAAGGGACAACAAGCCUGCAGCCUUCGCAACCGGUUUCUUCUGGCAAUGCAGUAUCUGGAAACAUGGCUGGUGUUCAUGGAGUUCCAAAUAGAUCUGUCCCUCGUCCUAUGCUUGGUGUUCGGAUGCAGGCUCAGGGCAUAGCAGGUUACAAUCUUGGUUCUCAGGCUGGAAUGGGUGGUGGAAUGAACCAAGGUGGCAUUCCAAUGCAGCGUGGUGUUAAUCCACAGGCCCAUCAGCAACAGUUAAGAAGAAAAGACCCAGGAAUGGGGAUGAGUGGGUACCCUCCACAACAGAAACAAAGGCGCAUGUGAGUGCAGGAUUUACGGGAGAAGUUGUAGAUAACUUAGAUGGCCUACUUGCAUGAAGACCUAAAUCUCAUCCACCAUGAUGCCCCCAGACUCGAAAGUGGAGAAGGUUUUCCUUCCAAUUUGACAUUUUAAUAUUCAGCUACAAGAUUGACGAAGGUUGUGGAGCUUACUAAAUUAGAGUCUGUAUAGGAAAACCUUCAGUAUGGUUGGUACGACAGGACAACAGAUUUGGCAGAAGCUGAGCACACUUUGGUUGGAGUUCAUCAUGCAUGUCCCUUUUUCGUCUUCAACAUGUAUUAUAAUUACUACACAAGUUUUGAUUUCUCCCAGUAUGCUUGCUAUUAGGUAACAUUCCCAAUUGUAGAGAAAAAGUGGAAUGUUGUAACACAAUUGCUUUGAUAAUUCUCAGCUAAUGGAACUUUGUUAUGAUUCA